Molecule: messenger RNA, 1569 nt
Organism: Trichoderma breve
Lineage: Eukaryota; Fungi; Ascomycota; Sordariomycetes; Hypocreales; Hypocreaceae
Product: asparaginase domain-containing protein
Exons: 3
Coding region: 1-1569 (522 amino acids)
Molecular function (GO): hydrolase activity
Source: RefSeq, a predicted model, not a curated record
AUGUUGGCUUGUGGAGGAAUUGUCCUCCAUGGCGGAGCAUCAGAAUCGUGGAUAGGAAAUGCGGAGAGCUACCACACCACGAAUACAUUCCUUAAAGACCUAGUCAGUAGGGCUGAGGCGUCACUUGGAAAAGGGACUCUCGCUGUUGACGUGGCCGAAGAAGUUGUAGCGGAACUGGAAGACUAUCCUGCCUUUAACGCUGGUAAGGGGGCUGCUGUAAAUGUUGAUGGCAAUUUUGAGGUAGAAGCAGGCAUUGUUAACGGCGCAACCUCUGCAUACCGUGCCGCUGUAUGCCUCCAUGAGACCAAAAACCCAAUUAAGCUGGCGAGAGCGAUGCUGGACAACUCGGGGCCGACCACACCCGUCUUCAUCGCUGGCUCUGGCGGCGAUGAGCUAGCUAAGCAGUUGGGACUGGAAAUAGUGCCCAAUAGCUACUUUGCCACCGAAAGUCGAACCAGCUACUGGCAUAAGAAGAAGGCCGAGAUGUCAGAGCACGGCACAGUUGGUGCGGUGGUGCUGGAUGUACAUGGCAACCUUGCUGCAGCGAAUUCAACAGGCGGGAUGAUGUUCAAACCUGUUGGGAGGGUGGGAGAUACAGCAGUGUUGGGCUCUGGUUUAUAUGCCGACAAGAAUGUGGCUAUAGCUUGCAGCGGCGGAGGUGAGGCCAUUCUGGCGUCGAUGCUUGCAGGCCGCAUCGCCAAUCUGUACAGCAAUGGCAUCACCAUCGCCAAGGCAGUUGAGCAGGCCAUGCGGGAUGCUUCACAGCUGUUUCCCACCAUCUCGUGCGGCGUGAUUGCUAUUACGGCUGAUGGACAACAAACGGCCCAAUGCAACAGCCGCAUCUUCAACAUUGGGUCCUCUGGCAGCAAGUCGGGAUCGAGCCAUGUCGGUUUGCUACCCUGCACCAUGCCAAUUAUAACACCUCUGUGUUUUUACGAGGACGAAUUGAUGCGAGUGGGAGUGUCAAGGCAUCCGACGAGGCUGAACCAGCUGACAUUCCAGCUCAAGCAAGAUUUGAGUCUGGUCAACAUGUCGGAAGAGCAGGUGUAUGCGCUCUUUGGCAAACUGAAAAGGAUUUGCCAGUCACUUGUUCAAAGCACGGGAGCGUCCGACGUGGCCAUGGUGAGCUGGGCUGGCUGCACUGGGGGGCAUUUGUUCCCUAUAGGCGAAGAUGGUGAGCCGAAAAGGGAAUUCGAGAGCGAGACAGACAGAGCAGAAGACUACCAGACAGUAUUUGGCGAUGGAUUCAUGGCGAUACGGCAGCGCGUGGCUACUGGUACUACCAACGGUGGUGAUGUUGCGGACGCCAGCCUGUUGCUGCUUGGGGAUGCCGAGAUCCGCUGGGCUGUGGAGCUGUUCCAGCGAGCCCUGGAGAAGGACGCUUCGCUAAGGAUGGGCUUACAUAGUGGAGGCUGGUCGCUAUUCGCGGGCCGGCAACUUGCUCCCCUGUCCCUGUCAGCCCCGUCAUCGUCGGCUCCGAGCUCAAGCUACUGCUACCGCGACGUAUUGGUGGCCUCAUCUUACAUCGACCCUUACUGGCCCAGUCCGGCGCCAUUCAUGGUGGCGUGA